Dibothriocephalus latus is the source of this 769-nucleotide messenger RNA. The record is from the annotation of a GenBank genome assembly. NCBI's taxonomy places the organism in Eukaryota, Metazoa, Platyhelminthes, Cestoda, Diphyllobothriidea, Diphyllobothriidae.
CUUCUUCUUAAUGGGUGGUAACAAACUACCUAACCUCAAAGGGUGCGUUUGUCUGGUGACGGGUGCCAGUCGGGGCAUCGGUCGUGGCGUCUCAAUCGCCCUGGGCGAAUGCGGUGCUACUGUAUAUCUCACUGGUCGCACUCUUAAGCCUAAAGGCGACGUUAAGGAAGGCGAUGUUGGCGGAUGUCUGGAGGAGACGGCUGCGGAGGUCACGUCACGUGGUGGGGUGGCUAUUCCCGUGGCCGUCGAUCACUCCGAUGAUAGUCAGGUAGUGAAUCUCUUUGCACGUAUUCGUCGUGAACAGAAGGGUCGCCUUGACCUCCUGGUAAACAACGCCUUCGCAGCAGUCGAAUACAUUGCUGCACACCGUGACGUGGGCUUCUGGGAGCUGGAGGCCGGGGAGACGGCUGCCACAGCCUGGGACAUGGUGAACCGAGUGGGCCUACGCAACCACUACAUCUGCGCCACUUUGGCCACGCGAAUGAUGCUGGAUUAUCGCAAUGAGUUGAACAGCGACAGUGGCGGCAGCGACAGUGACAAGCGUCCGGGCCUCAUCAUCAACAUCUGCUCCAUCGGCGGUCUACGCUAUCGCCUGAAUGUCCCCUACGGUGUCGGCAAGGCUGCAGUAGAUCGCAUGGCUGCCGAUAUGGCCCACGAACUUCGCGAGAAGAAGAAAAGUGUCGCGGUACUUACUCUCUGGCCUGGUAUGGUCAAGACGGAACACAUGCUUCAGAAGCGCGAUCCCCAAUCAACCGUCCUAGAAGACUAG